GCCUGCUCUAGUAUAAAUACCGUGCAGCUUCAACUAUCGCUCUCGUCAAUGUCAACAGAAGAAGUAUCUAGUUGAGACAUCGACAACCAAUAGAAGAACAGGAAGAAACGAAAGGACUCCAAAAAUUUUACGUAAUGGGAUCUGCUCAAGAUAACAAAAAGGGUUUACUCCAACGUUUGGAUGAGGGAGUGGUCAUUGGUGAUGGAGGAUUUGUGUUUGCUUUGGAGAAACGAGGUUAUGUGAAAGCAGGACCUUGGACACCGGAAGCAUGUGUCGAGAAUCCAGGAGCUGUGAGUCAACUUCAUAGAGAAUUUCUAAGAGCUGGUUCAGAUGUGAUGCAAGCUUUCACAUUUUAUGCCAGUGAUGAUAAACUAGCAAACAGAGGAAAUGAAGCUGGAAAAAAAUUUACAGGGCGGGACAUAAAUAAUGCAGCAUGUAAACUUGCUCGAGAAGUGGCAGAAGAAGGUGAUUGCCUUGUUGCAGGUGGACUUUCUCAAACUCCAACUUAUCUGUCAGGCAAAAACAAAGGAGAGGUGCAGGAAGAAUUUCGAAAACAGGUCAAAGUGUUCACUGAAAAUGGAGUGGAUUUUCUAAUCUGUGAGUAUUUUGAACAUGUUGAAGAGAUAGUAUGGGCUAUUGAAGUCUGCAAAGAGGCAAAGUUACCUGUGGCAGCUAACAUGUGUAUUGGUCCUGAGGGUGACCUUCACCACACAUCAUGUGGAGAAUGUGCAGUAAAGAUGGUUAAAGCAGGUGCUGAUGUAGUAGGAGUCAAUUGCCAUUUUGACCCAUUUGUAUCUUUGGAAGCUAUGAAACUUAUGAAGAAAGCUCUGGAUACUGAAGGACUCAAAGCUCACCUUAUGUGUCAGCCUUUAGCAUUUCUUACUCCUGAUGCAGGAAAACAGGGAUUUAUUGACCUUCCAGAGUUUCCAUUUGCAUUGGAACCCAGGAUUUGUUCAAGGUGGGACAUGCACCGUUUUGCUAGGGAAGCCUAUAAUCUUGGAAUCCGUUACAUUGGUGGAUGUUGUGGUUUUGAACCAUAUCACAUCCGUGCUGUUGCAGAAGAGCUUGCAGAAGAAAGGGGGAAGAAACCCAUAGCAUCGGUGAAACACGACAUGUGGGGUGAAGGGCUGAGGAUGCAUACCAAACCUUGGGUUAGGGCAAGAGCUCGUCGUAGUUACUGGGAGAAGAUCAACCCUUCUUCUGGACGCCCCUAUUCUGCUUCUUGUUCAAAACCUGACAACUGGGGUAUUACAGCUGGGUCAAAAGAGUUGAAACAACAUUCAGAGGGGACAACAAUUGAAGAGCUUCAAGGGGUUUUCUCAUAUAUAAAGGCUUAAAUAUUAAUUUUGUUAUAGUUCUUGCUAGAUAUUCAAUUUUAAAAGUUUCAAAACUGUAUGCAUACUCUAAAAGUAUAGAAAAGAUGUACUCUAAGAAAUGCUUAAUGAAAUUUAUUUUAAAUAUAUUUUAUUAUUUCAUGUUUUUUUUCCCAAUUGUAUAUAUUGAUCAUACUAAUUUUUUGUUUAUUUUUAAUUAUUUCCAGUAAACUUGUUUGUUUGUCUGUACAUGUAUUAAUCUUAAUAAGUUAAUAUGUGUUCAGUUUGAUUAUCAAACGCUACUAUACAAAAUAAAAUACAUAUCAGGAA
This is a messenger RNA of Limulus polyphemus (Atlantic horseshoe crab), 1643 nucleotides long. Its product is annotated as betaine--homocysteine S-methyltransferase 1-like. The coding region runs from base 135 to 1337 and encodes 400 amino acids. The transcript is spliced from 8 exons. Gene Ontology annotation, molecular function: zinc ion binding; betaine-homocysteine S-methyltransferase activity. Lineage: Eukaryota; Metazoa; Arthropoda; Merostomata; Xiphosura; Limulidae. The record is from RefSeq and is a predicted model, not a curated record.